AUGUCCUAUCCAGCUCUGACUCCAACUCGACCGGUGCCAGGAACAUUCUUUCAGACUCCGGCAGCAAGCAAUAUUAACAAUGGUCAACUUUUUCAGACAAGGACGCCGUCAGCGCCCGCCGCGCAGGAAUCAACGCCAGCGCCAACCCUUCAGAAAUUGUCGCCGGCAGCUCCAAAAAUAAAGAGCGAGACCUUGAGCACACGGGAGCGCGCUGCGCGGACAAUUAAUGAUACACUUGCACAGGAAGCUCGAUAUCCGGAUUUGGACAGUUAUCUUUCUCAAGGUUUUUCGUCGGACUACGAGAUCCCUGCCCACCCAGCAUGGGCGCCAUUCCACAAGAUAAAAAUGUACAAUAUCCCCGACCAGAUCUUCGAUCAAUACAAUCGUGCACAGGUUUCCACGAGCAUGGGUCUUUUCGCUGAGUUGAAUCACGCUUGGGUUGCCAUUGACAAUGCGCUUUAUCUCUGGGAUUAUACGCAUCCCAAUCCCCAGUUGGUCGGAUACGAGUCUCAACCUAAUAGUAUAAAUGCUGUGAAGCUUGCCAAACCUCGACCCGGCGUUUUCCUUCCGUCUAUUACUCACAUUUUGGUCAUUUCUACGACUGCAGAGAUCAUUUUGCUGGGUAUGGGGUGCGAAACAGUGUCUGGAGGUGCAAAACAAGUGACGUUGUACCAGACUGGGAUGUCCACUUCUAUUCGUGGACUUGAUGUGCAUGUUAUCACUUCGUCAGACACCACGGGAAGGAUUUUCUUCGCUAGUUCAUCCGAUAACGAUGUUUAUGAAUUCAAGUACCAACAAGAAGAGAAGUGGUUUCAAGGACGGUGUUCGAAAGUCAACCAAACCAGCUCACGGAUUACAUCUUUUGCACCAUCAUUAAGCUUCACCCAGAAGCCUACCGAGUCUGUGGAGCAGAUGGUUGUGGAUGACACUCGGAACCUUCUUUAUACGCUUUCCUCGUUAUCUACAAUUAGGGUCUUCCAUCUGAAGCCGGAUGGCUCUUUAGCACUGGCCAUUACCAAACCGGUUAUCGACAUAUAUUCGAACAUCGGACACAUUAUCCCGUCCAAUGAGGCAUUGAACCCUAAAGUGAAGAUUGUCUCCAUCAGUCCCGUGCCAACACCAGAAGCAUCGCGAUACCAUCUCGUAGCCACCACAGCUACUGGCUACCGCAUCUAUCUCAGCGCAACUGGGUCCUACAGCUGGUCACCCACGCCUAGCGGCACUAGUCCUCCCACUAGCAUGCAGGCUCACUUCGUAAAAACUCCUCCUUUCGACACCCCGGCAGCUGUACCUGGCGCAAUGCAAUUCCAGCAGACUGCAACCACAACAAAAGUCCCUAUCCACACCCUCGAUCCCACACGUUUGGCUCAGCAGUUCCCUCCCGGUUACUUCUUCUGCUUCACAUGCAAAGAUCCUUCGCAAAAGGAGGAUACAUUGUUCAUCUCAGCGCCAGAUUCCGGCCGCAUUGCACGUGCUCAUGAAAAUAUUGUUCCUCCUAAGCCUUCAGAGUCGGCAAUAUGGCUUUCUUUGGGUAGCAGAGCGGAAGAUAUUGGUUUGAUCACCACCCCAUUGACAGCUGUUGCCUCGGCCAAUGGAUUUGGAAACGAAUUGGCUAUUCAAUAUGACCAGAGUGCUGCAGAAUUUGCAAUCUUAACCAAUACAGGCGUGCAUAUUAUUCGCAGACGGCGCCUGGUCGACGUUUUUGCGGCGCUUGUACGCCAUGGAGGUAGUGAAGAUGGGUUAGAGGGCGACACCAAGAAUUUCAUCCGUGUCUAUGGACGCAGCGAGGCUCUUGCUACCGCUUUGGCUGUUGCAUGUGGACAGGGAAUGGAAAUCUCAUCUGAUUACCGUCUUACCAAAAUAAACGAUCCAGAUGUGCUGGAAUAUGCACGAAAAGUCUUCAUUGAAUAUGGCGGAAAGCCAUCUAUGAACGAAAACGCCGUUGCAGAUAACGGCACUCCAGCGAUUGACGCCAUUCUCCCAUCUCCUCGUCACGCGGGUAUCGCACUGUACAUGUCAAGGCUGCUUCGCUCGAUUUGGAAGAAGGAGAUUGCAGUUGCUAAACCCUCUAAGAAUGGACUCAAUGUGGCACCUUCAGUGAGUGUUGUCAAGUUGCAUAACAUUCAACGAGACUUGUCUGCUUUGCAGGAAUUCUUCAAGGCAAAUAAGAACUUCAUUGAAGGACUCAGUGGACCGGAAGCACUCUCGCGUGCGGCCACAAAGCAAGAAGAGGUCGCUCUUCAAGCGGAACAUCGUGCUUUACAUUCACUGGUGCAGCUUUUGUCGGAUACUAUUGAGGGCAUUUCAUUCGUUUUGGUUCUCUUCGACGAACGAGUUGAUGAAAUUGUCCUUGCUUUACCUGAUGAUGCUAGGCAGCGAUUUUUGAAACUCACCUUUGAAGAAUUGUUCAGUACCGGAAAAGGUUAUGAGAUUGCCAAGGAGCUUGUGAAGGCCAUUGUCAACCGGAACAUUGCAAAGGGCUCAAACGUGGAAACAGUUGCCGAUGCGUUACGGCGCCGAUGUGGAAAUUUCUGCAGUGCCGAAGAUGUCAUCAUCUUCAAAGCACAAGAACUACUCAAGCGGGCAACCGAAGCAGGUGCAAAUUCGGAGAUAGGAAGGAAUCUUUUGAAUGAGAGUCUACGCUUGUUCAGACAGGUUUCUGAGGAGCUACCAAUGGAUAAUCUCGUAUCUGCCGUGGACAGCUACAUCGCCAACCAAUUCUAUGCAGGCGCUAUUCAACUCUGUCUCAACGUUGCUUCAAACUCUGACAAGGCUAAUUUGGCUCUCAACUGGAUGAUGGAUGGUCGUCAAGAGGAGGACGCACGCAAGAUACACUACGCUUUCCGCAAGCAAUGCUACGACCUUAUCUUCAAGGUUGUCGUCGCAGUAGAUAAGUCUGCGGCUACUGACCCAGGCGUGAUUGAUGGCCAAUAUACGCCGCUCGCUAAACGAAGAAACGAAGCCUACAAUGUCAUUUCCGACUCAAACGAUGAGGUUUUCCUGACUAGUUUGUAUGACUGGUACUUGGAGCAAGGCUGGAGUGAUCGUCUGCUUGCAACACAGUCUCCAUUUGUCGUUACAUAUCUGGAAAGGAAAUCGGUUGACGAUAUCUUCCAUGCUGACUUGCUUUGGCGCUACUACGCCCAGUCCGAGCGGUAUUUUGACGCAGCCAGGGUUCAGUUUCAACUUGCGCAGAGUGCAUUCACUUUGCCUCUAAGUCGACGCAUUGAAUAUCUCGGUCAGGCUCGCGCCAAUGCUUCGACUUUUACCCCUGAAAUUGGCAGACAAUCAAGACAAAGGCUCUUGCAAGAAAUUGGCAAUCUCAUGGAUGUUGCCAAUAUUCAAGAUGAUUUGUUGCAACGCCUGAAAGAGGAUGAGCGGCUAAACAAGGAAAGCAAGGAUUCGGUCUUGAAGGAGAUUGAUGGACCUAUUCAAGAUCUCACAUUGCUCUUCAAUAGAUACGCAGAUGCCGGCGGCUACUGCGAUAUUUGCCUACAGAUCUACUAUGCAGCCGAUCACCGAAACAUGACCGAUAUUCUAUCAACAUGGGAGAACCUCAUAGAACUAACCCACGAACAAACGGUCGCCAAAGGCCUAGCCCAGCCCUACGAAGCAGUCAUCGAGAAAAUUCGAUCCCUAGGAAGCCGCCUUCGCAUGUCCGAAAUCGUAUUCCCAGUCCCCAGCAUCCUCCCCAUGGUCGAACGCUACUCCCUGCAACACCAGCGCAACGUUGGGCCCCCAACAUGGGUCGUCGACCUCUUCCUUGACCUCGAAGUGGCUCACGAAACAAUCUACACCACCCUCGAAAACAUGUUCUACAACGACGAAGCGCCCUUCACAGGCUCAAAUAAGAAAUACAUUGCUACGGAUUUGUUGUACAUUAUCCAGCGAUGGUUCAGCGAUACGCUACGUGUUGGCGGAGCCAUGUUUGGGAGCGAUGUCAUGGCAACGAGGAUUUCGGAGAUGUUGGUGCUGGUGCAGCAGAAUGGGUUACCGGGUGAAUAUGUUCAGGUGGCGCAAGAGUUGAGGGUGCAAAUAGAUAACAGCAUUCGAUGA
Molecule: messenger RNA, 4056 nt
Organism: Talaromyces marneffei
Lineage: Eukaryota; Fungi; Ascomycota; Eurotiomycetes; Eurotiales; Trichocomaceae
Exons: 5
Coding region: 1-4056 (1351 amino acids)
Biological process (GO): transcription-dependent tethering of RNA polymerase II gene DNA at nuclear periphery; protein import into nucleus; RNA export from nucleus
Cellular component (GO): nuclear pore; nuclear pore inner ring
Molecular function (GO): structural constituent of nuclear pore
Source: RefSeq, a predicted model, not a curated record